Molecule: messenger RNA, 1461 nt
Organism: Triticum dicoccoides
Lineage: Eukaryota; Viridiplantae; Streptophyta; Magnoliopsida; Poales; Poaceae
Product: F-box protein At5g07610-like
Exons: 1
Coding region: 1-975 (324 amino acids)
Molecular function (GO): protein binding
Source: RefSeq, a predicted model, not a curated record
AUGGAGGGGAAGAGUUCCGCGAAGAAGAAGAAGGUGAGGAAGACCAACCCUCCGGCGGAGGAGGCAGUGACGGCGGCGGCGACCAUCCUCCUGAGGGAGGAUCUCAUCUUGGAGAUCCUCUCCCGCCUCCCCGCCAGGUCCGUCCACCGCUUCAAGUGCGUCUCCCCGGCCUGGCGCGACCUCAUCGCCGACCCCGCCCACCGCAAGAAGCUGCCCCAACCCCUCGCCGGUUUCCUCUACAGCACCUACCACGGGCCGGACCGUCGCAUGUACGACUUUCACUUCGCCAAAGUUCCCGGCGGCGCAGCCCAGCCGGUCGACCCGUCCCUCUCUUUCUUGCCGUCCCACAAGUACUGGUACGUCGACCGGCUGGACACCUGCAAUGGCCUCCUCCUCUCCCGCGCCCACAAGUUCCCUUCUACUCCUUUCGGGGACGACGAUGAGCAGCUUGAAUACCAUUACAUCGUUUGCAAUCCGGCCACCGGGAGGUGGGUUGGCAUCCCCGCACUCCCGCCGGUGGCAGACGGCCACCGCGUCAUCGCUCGUUUGGCUUUUGAUCCAGCAGUGUCGCCGCAUUUCCACGUUCUUCAGUUUGAGGACACCGAACAGGAUAAAUACAUCACAGGAGUGGCCAUCUACUCUUCGCAAACCGGAGCCUGGAAUUACAGAGAAAGCCGCCUUCCUGAGAAAAUUAGCCUGUUCGCUGGCCUUACAAGUGUCUUCUUUCAAGGUAUGCUGCACUUGUAUGGUUUGUUGUAUCCCGUGAACACGGACUUUGAUGCUGUGCUGGUAGCAGUGGACAUGGAGGGGCAGGUGUGGAAGACUAUCCCUGUGCCAUCAGGUAGUCUGAGUUUUGGUAUGAUGGGAGUGUCACAGGGGUGCUUGCACUACGCUGCCACACCGCUAGCUCCUGCGAGAAGAAGAAGAAGGGGAAGAAGAAAAAGCAUGGGGAUACAACAACAGUCUGGUACAUGAAGGAUUAUGAUAGUAAAGAAUGGGUCUUGAAGCAUAGUGUGAGCUACGAUGAGUUGUGCAGCAUGACUGGUGGGGAGUACAGGGUGGCUGCUUUUCAUCCAGACUGCGACACCAUUUUCUUGGACUCGUUUGGUUCUGAUACGUUGGCAUCAUACGAUAUGCAGCAUCAGAAAUUCCAUCGGAUCCGUAGUCUUCGGAAAAACAAGGCAGCGAUAUUUUUACCAUAUGUUCCAUUGUUCUCGGACUCAUUUGCAGGUGCAGAUGGGCAGUAGUGUUACCUGCAAGUCAAGCUUGUGCUUCCUCCAAGAAUUUGCUCUUCUUCUGUAGGUGCUGAACUAUUUAUCUGUUGAUCUCUGAAUUUUUUUUCAAUCAUGUCAUUUUAUUUGCUGGUGCUUGUGCUCCCGUAGCUUGAUUUUCUGUUCGGAGCAAUCCCUGUAACCAUAGAGAUUAAGCAUACUGCAAUUUUGAAAGAACAUGGUUACUAUU